Messenger RNA from Lutra lutra (Eurasian river otter), 7661 nucleotides. RefSeq names its product calcium release activated channel regulator 2A (gene CRACR2A). Gene Ontology annotation, molecular function: GTPase activity; calcium ion binding; GTP binding. The transcript is spliced from 19 exons. Lineage: Eukaryota; Metazoa; Chordata; Mammalia; Carnivora; Mustelidae. The coding region runs from base 478 to 2607 and encodes 709 amino acids. The record is from RefSeq and is a predicted model, not a curated record.
CUCCAGGCAAGCCGCUACCACUUCUGUGGAGCAGGGGGCCGGUCCAGCCCGCGCGGGUUGGGGCGGAGAAAGUGGAGCAGCCGGGCCUGGCAAGAGGCAACGGGACAGCUGUGAGCUGAACCCGCGGCGCGGGCGGGUAGGAGGGAAGGCGGCGACGGCCAAGUUCAUGCCCGGACCACAACUGUCCCUCAGGAGCUUGGCCUGGAGCCCAAGUCACGUCAUCAGGCUGCUGGUCAGGGGUGGAGUGGCCUCGACUUGCAGCUUUUCCUCAUGAGCCCUGCCUGGGUGUCCACCUGGCACUCAGCACGACCACAUCUCUUCCUCCCGGAGCAGCUGUCCAACCCAGAGGCCUGGACUUCAGAGAGAUCUCCAGGAGCAUUCAAGCCUGGAGUGCUGCUUCCCCAACCCCUGGGCGUUUGACGGGCCACCCAGCUUGCUUACGGUUCUGCAAAGACUUGAAGAAACUGACAAACCCGGAUGGCUACCCCUGACAGGAGAGUGGUCUCUAGACCCCAGAGACCUGGCCAGGGUGCAAAGGAGAGUGGGGCCUGCCUGGGUCCCCUCGAGGUGGCACUGCGGAGCAAGGCAUGGGAAUUCUUUCAGACCUGCGACACAGAAGGCAAGGGCUUCAUCGCCAGGAGGGACAUGCAGAGGCUCCAUGAGGAGUUACCACUCAGCCUGGAGGAACUGGAGGAUGUGUUUGAUGCCCUGGAUGCUGAUGGCAAUGGCUUUCUGACGCCAGAGGAGUUCACCACUGGAUUUAGUCACUUCUUCUUCAGCCAGAAUAAGCCGGGUCAGGAAGAGGCAGGUGAACAGGUGACCCGGCUCCAGGAAGAGAAGGUCUAUCAGUCCAGAGGGGAAGAGCACGUGGGCGACACAGAUGAAGAUGAAGAGACCCAGUUCCAAACUCUGAUGGACAGACUUGGAGCCCAGAAGGGUUUGGAAGAUGAAAGUGACAUCAAGCAGCUCUGGUUACGGCUGAGGAAGGACGAACCUCACUUACUGUCCAACUUUGAGGAUUUCCUGACCAGGACCUUCUCGCAGCUCCAAGAAGCUCACGAGGAGAAGAAUGAACUGGAGUGCGCCCUGAAAAAGAAAAUUGCUGCUUAUGAUGAAGAAAUCCAGCAUCUCUAUGAGGAGAUGGAACAGCAAAUCAAGCAUGAGAAGGAGCAGUUUCUCCUAAAAGACACGGAGCGGUUUCAGGCCCACAGUCAGGAGCUCGAGCAGAAACUGUUGUCAAAGGAGCAGGAGCUGGAGCAGCUCAUCCAGAAGCAGAAACGGCUGGAAGGCCAGUGCGCCAUGCUCCAAAAUGAUGAGCAUGAAACCAAGGCUGAGAAUACCAAGCUGAAAGUCACAAACCAGGAGCUGGCCCGGGAGCUGGAACGGACAUCCCGGGAGCUGCAGGAUGCCCAGCAGCAGCUAGAAAGCCUCCAACAAGAGGCCUCCCAACUCCACCAGGAGAAGGAGUUGGAAGUAUACCGCGUGACGGAGAGUCUGCAGCGCGAGAAGUCAGGGCUCCUGAAGCAGCUGGAUUUCCUGAGGGAAAGAAACAAACAUCUUCGGGAUGAACGGGACAUACAUUUUCAGAAAGAUAAGGCAGCCAAGGCAAACACAGCUGCUUCCAAGGCGAACUGGAAACAGAGAUCUGGCUCUGUGAUAGGCAAAUACAUGGAUGGCAGAGGGAUUCUUAGGAGCCAGUCAGAGGAGGAAGAAGAUGUGUUUGGCCUCCCAAGGAGGAGAAGCUCCCUUGGCCUGAGUGGAUAUCCCCUUCCAGAAGAGGAGCCAGGGGCUGGGGGUCCGCUCCCCCGGGCACUCCGCAGAAUCAUCUCCAUUGAAGAAGACCCCCUGCCCCAGCUCCUGGAUGGCAGCUUUGAGCAGCCAUUUAGCAAAUGCUCAAAAGAGGAGGCGGUCUCCCAGCAGAGGGUGGAAGGACAAAGCCAGCAGGCCAGACCCUUGGAACCCAUGCCUACAUCUCCCCGAAGGCAGCCUGUUGGAAAAGAAGCCUUGUCUAAGGAGGAAGCCUCCCCCUCCAUCCCAGACCGGCUCUUCAAAAUUGUGCUUGUGGGCAACUCCGCUGUGGGGAAGACGUCCUUCCUGAGGAGGUUCUGUGAGGACCGGUUUGCCCCCGGCUUGGCAGCCACCGUGGGCAUCGACUAUCAGGUGAAAAUGAUGCACGUUGAUGGCUCAUACGUGGCACUGCAGCUGUGGGACACAGCGGGACAGGAGAGGUACCGCUGCAUCACCCAGCAGUUCUUCAGGAAGGCCGAUGGCGUUGUCGUCAUGUACGAUGUCACAGCCAGACAGUCGUUCCUGUCGGUCCGGCAGUGGCUGAGCAGCGUGGAGGAAGCUGUGGGAGACUAUAUUCCUGUUCUUCUGCUGGGCAAUAAAAUUGACAACGAGAAAGAGCGGGAAGUUCCGCAAGGCCUCGGAGAGCGGCUUGCCAAGGAGAACAAUCUGAUCUUCUAUGAAUGCAGUGCCUAUUCCGGUCACAACACCAAAGAGUCCCUGCUCCAUCUAGCCAGGAUCCUCAAGAAACAAGAAGAUACAGCCAGGGAGGACACAAUACAAGUUGACCGCCCUGCCAAAAAGAAAUCUUGCUGUGGCUGAUAAGAGUCCUCCCAGCCCUGUUCCGUGUGGAUAUGAGGUCACAGGACUUACCCUGGUUCCUGCACAUGGGCUCCCGCUUGGAUGCUGCCACCACAGCCCGCCUAAGCCCUUGUUUCUGUCAGCGACUUGCCUCCAUCAACAGGAGGGGAAGCACAUCCAGCCAGGAAAGCUGCUCCUAGAGCAUUUUGGAGUCUUCUUUAUCUUCUCUCUAGACCCAGGUGCCCAUUUCCCACCCCUUCCCCCAGCUUAGUUUUGUGGAGAAAAGAAACAGAUGGGCUUUUCCAGAAAAAUCACCACAUGCCUUUCCCACCUCUCUUCUGCUCCCCUUGCCCUUAAGAAAUGCAGCACCAUGGUUGCCAUGGCAACCACGAAGGGCAGACUUGCUGCUUCCUGUAGGCCAAAGACACAGGACCAGGGCAGUGGGACUUCCUUUGGCUCCUGUUCUCUGGAUAUCAAUGGGAUGCUCUUGGCAUAUGCUUCAUAGACCUCAAGAUGCCCACGUGGUGUUGAGAAAAGUGUCCACAUUCUAUUGCACACCCCACCCGCAGGGGUCCUGCUCCUUGCUGGGUUGCAGAACCCCGUGUCUCAGCAGCCACCAUGCCUCCUGUAUUUGGCCCCUCGCAGUCUCUGGAACAUGCCUUAUGAGAAACCCACACCCUUUCCUCUCAACCCCCCACCCACAGCCCUGACUCCAAGGUGGACUGUGGGUGAUAAAUGUGUGCCUGGGGUGAGUGAGUGGGCUUAGUUCCUACUUAACUUUGACUAAGAGACGAGAAGAAAACGAGGGGAAAACCCCAUCUGCUGCUAAACAGAGCGACCAUUUCUGGUGUAUAAAUAAGGUAUAUAUAGCUCUGUAAAAGCCAUUUUCCAAUGUUUCUCAAAAUAGCUCUUCGAAAAAUUGUACAUGAUGAUUAAUGGGGUAGAUUGACGUGCAGGCAGUGAGGCCCAGCACUGGGUCCAUAGUUACCGACUUCAUUUUAUUUUAUUAUUUUAUUUCCAGAAGACUAUACUUAAAAAAAGAAAGUGCGGCCAUGUUGUUGACAUAUAGCUGGUGUUUCAGAAGUGAGCAGAGCGUAGCUGCAGACUUCAACAUCCCUGGGAUGUUGCAUUAUGGGGCAUGAUCUGGGCCCGUGUGUGGUCCCUUCAUCUGGGUGGUGGUGAGUUCCCAGCCCCAACUGGGCUCCGGCAUCCCUGGCUGGCUGUCAGGGGGGCUGGCGAGGGGAGGGCAUUCUUGCCCCGGGUGGGAGCCUGGAUGAAAAGAUCAUAAAGCUCACCGCCCUCUACCACUCAUGUGCUGCAGGCCCAGCCCUACAGGAAAGUGAGUGGUAUCCAUAACUAAGUGGCACAACAUAGGAAGGGAGAGGAGCACAAAGUGUCUACAGGCCUCCAAGAAGAUUCAAGACAACGGUACACAGCCAGCUUGGUAGUAGAGUGUCUGCUGGUCAGAGUUCCUAAGGGUGUUCCCUGUAGAAUCCUCCCCAGACUCCUAGAAGUGUCAGAGUUCCAUGGGUCACCAGGCAAGUGCCUACCUCCUUUUCUCAGGCUUUUCUCUCCCUCAUUUGGUGCUUGGAGGCACCAGGGAGCCCAUGGAUGGUUCAGCACAAAAGCCAGCACUGAGCCCCAGGAGGUGCCCCAUGAUCUUGGGGAAGCCAGCUCCCUGUCUGAGCUACCAUCUCAUCAGUAAAAUGAAAGUUGGGCUCUUUGAUGCUUCUGGUUCUUCUUGCUCAGGGUCCUUGUGAUGAUAACUUCAUUUUCUAACUUAGGCUGGCCUUGCCUUCAGUCCAAAUUUGAAGGGAACUCACAGGAAACUCCUUUCUCUAAGAAAGGACCAUGGCAAUUGUCUCAUUCGUGGGAUGCAGGGGGUGAUGGGUCAACCAGAAGUGGCCCUCCAGCAUCUGUGUGGGUGUGUGUUGCUGUGUGAGUAUGUGUUGUUGAGCAGGGCGGGGGCAGAUAGAAGGUAGGGAUCACCAUAAAGAAAGUAAACUGAGUCUCCUGCUUCUGAAAACAAAAAAGCAGAGAUGGCGGUUGGAACUUAUGGGGCAAGCUGGCUAUACCUGGAGUUUCCCAAGCCCGCAGAUGCCUUUAUAUCCUAUACCAAGUCCCUGGCUUGGGGCUACAUUUUUCCAUUUAGGAGAAAAGCAUUCAGGAUUUAGAACAGGGUGGAGUGACCCUAGUUCCUGACCCUACAGCAUCUAGGGUAAAUCCCCACAAAACCUCAAAAGUCCAGGCAGAGAAGAGAGGGCAGUGAUGGUCUUUAGGCCCCUGCUGCUUUCUUCUCUAACCCCACUUGAAACAAGUAUGCAGGAUGGGACCUCAGAGAGCCUCUGAGAAGUUUUGUGUCCCAAGGUCAGAGCCUCCCCUUCUCUCCAAAUUCCCCUUAAGCUAUCAAGGUGAUCAAAGUCACCCCGGUGACUGUCAGCCUGGCAGAGUGCUGUCAGAGAAAUCUCGGGCUCCAAACUAUUUCCAUAGCUUAACUGGAAGUCACCUGGCCAGGGUUCCUGUUCAUCUGUAGAUCAGAGGUUUCAAUGUCUACCUCACAUGGACACAUUAAGUAUUAAAUGAGGCAAUGAAUGUGAAAUACUUAGCACAGUGCCCAGUACACGUAGGUGCUAACAGGUAGGGGCUACCUUUGUUGUCAACAUCAAGUCACUGCCCAGACCACUAACCUUGCCCUAAUUUCAGAUUGAGAACCAGCUAACACUUACUAAGCCCUGUAAGUGGGUGUUCUCAUAAACACUACCUUAUUUGAGUACCCAAUUGCUGAGCCCAUUUCCUUGGCAUAUGAGAUUGUUUCUGGCAUUGCUCCUGGCCCUGUUCUCCUUCGUUCCUAUGGGUUUCCUGGUUUUCCAGUCAGUACCAUAUCUUGCAGUGUAUGUGGUCUGCUUCUGCAUAAUCCACAUAAUUCACUCUGCUCCCUUCCUGUGGUUCUCCAGGACACAGACAGCACCUGAGACCUGCUGUUAGGGUAUUUACCUAAGAAUGACCUCUGCUCGCCACCAUCGUUGACCCCACAUUUUCUUCCCUAUGAUGACUCCUUUCACUUCUUCUGUCAUCUCUGGCUGCCCUCAGCCCUGUGUUGCCAAACCAGGGGCUUCAGCACCAAACCAAAACUCUGGUUGUUUUUUGUGAUAUUUGUUUUUAGAUAUAUUUAUUUAUUUUAGAGUACGAGAGAGAAAGAGCAAGCGUGCACAGGGUGGAGGGACAGAGGGAGAAGGAAAGGAAAACUCAAGCAGACUCCUUGAUGAGCCAUAUGUGGGGCUCGAUCUCACAACCUGAGAUCAUGACCCGAGCCAACACCGAGAAUCAGAUGCUUUAACGUACUGAGCCACCCAGAGUCCCGGCCCCAGUUGUUUUGCUAUUUGUCUACCAUUUAUCUUGUUUGAUGGUCUUUUGGGGGUCUUUUCUGUUCCUCUGUAAUAUACUAGCUUUCUUCCACUUCUCUCCAUCUGAUACUCUUUGUCUUUCCUUAACACUUCAACCCAAUCUUGGACUCCACUCUUCCCUACUCUACCCCUUGAGCCCAUUCCAGGUCACACCUGUACGUUCUAUCAAAAAUAGCUCAACCCUUUGUCUCUGUCACUAGCAGUCAAUGCUCUAAAGGAUCUUAAACCAAUUUCAGCUAAAGUAUUAAUGCAAAUUGUGGCUUAAGGGCUAUAUAUGUAUACUUUAAGAAAGAACUUUAAAGGAGGCAAAAUUCUAGCUCAAGGGAAUAAAUCCUAGUGGUCAUGGGGUUCAAGUAUUUAGGACAGAGCUGCCUUCUCCUAACGUGGUUUGCUUCAAGGAUUUUGGGACUCUAUUUCUGGGUUCAUAUAUGUUUAUAAUUGUUAUGUCUUCUUUGUGAAUUGACCUUUUAUCAUUAUAAGGUGUCCUUCUUGCUUUUGGUAACAAUUUCUGUCUUAAAGUCUAUUUUGUCUGAUAUUAGUAGAGACACUCCAGCUCUCUUUUGGUUGUUGUUGCUAUAACCUUUUCCAUUCUUGUACUUUCUCCCUAUUUAUGCUUUUGAAUCUAAACUGAAUCUCUUGUAGACAACAUAUAGUAUGAUCAUGUCUUUUAAUAUAUUCUUCCAAUCUCUGCCUUUUCACUGGGAAGUUUACUCUGUUUACAUUUAAUAUAUUGGGUAAAGUAAGAUUUGUGUCUGCCAUUUUGCUAUAUCUUUUCUAUAUUUCAUAUGUCUUUUUGUUCUUCUGCUUCUCCAUUACCACCUUCUUUUGUUAGUUAUUUUCUAGUAUACUAUUUUAAUUAUCUUCUUGUUUCAUUUAGUAUUUUUUUAAAUUUAUUUUCUUGGUUGGUGCCCUGAAAGUAACCAUUAAUAUCUCAGUUUAUAACAAUUUAGUUUGGAUUAAUACCAACUUAAUUUCAAUACCACACAAAACUUUGCUCCUGUAUAGUUCCAUUCCCCUCUCCUGUAAGUUGAUAUUGUCACAAAUUACAUCUUUAUACAUUUUCUUCCCACCAACAUAGAUUUAUUUUUAUUGCUUUUAUGCAGUUCUCUUUUAAAUCAGAUUUAAAAAGAAGUUACAAAAAAAUGCAUUCAUACUAUUUUCUAUAUUUAAUUAUGUAAUUACUUUUGCCAGUGCUUUUUAUUUCUUCAUGUUGAUUCAAGUAACUAUCUAGUGUCUUUCACUUCACUAGUAUUUCUUUUAGGGAAGAUCUGCUAAAGACCACUGCUCUCAGUUUCAUUUAGAUGAAAAUGUCUUGAUUUAUCCUUCAGUUUUGAAAGAUAGUUUUGUCAGAUAUUGAACUUUUGCCUGACGGGGUUAUUUUCCCCUUGCUACUUUGAAUAUACCAUCCGCUGUUUCUGGCCCCAUGGUUUCUGAUGAGAAAGUAGCUGUUAAUCUUAUUGAGGUUCUUUUGUAUGUGAUGAGUUGCUUCUGUCUUGCUGCUUUCAAAAUUCUUUGUCUUUCAACAGUUUGAUUUUGAUGUAUCUAGCUAUAGAUCUCUUAGAGUUUAUCCUACUUGGAGUUUGUUGAGCUUCUUGGAUGGGUAGAUUGAUGGCUUUCAUCAAAUUCAGGGAGGUUUUAGUCAUUAUUUCCUUACAUAUUCUUUAUAUCCCU